This is a messenger RNA of Boleophthalmus pectinirostris (great blue-spotted mudskipper), 1410 nucleotides long. RefSeq names its product ubiquitin specific peptidase 18 (gene usp18). Gene Ontology annotation, molecular function: cysteine-type deubiquitinase activity; cysteine-type endopeptidase activity. Lineage: Eukaryota; Metazoa; Chordata; Actinopteri; Gobiiformes; Gobiidae. The record is from RefSeq and is a predicted model, not a curated record. Bases 64 to 1146 code for a protein of 360 amino acids. Gene Ontology annotation, cellular component: nucleus; cytosol. The transcript has 9 exons. Gene Ontology annotation, biological process: protein deubiquitination.
UGUAACUCAACAGCGCAAACCUCUGGUGCGUUGUGAAAACUUCAGAUCUGCGCCACAGCUGCGAUGUCUUCGAGACUUGUCUGUCGUUUUUUCUAUUCGCGGAGUUCGUCAGGAAUACGGGGCCUGACAAACUACUGUUUGUCCUGUUGUGUGAACACAUUAUUGCAGACUCUCUCUGCCACUUGGGAACUAGUGCAGUUGCUUGACAGGUGGGAUACAGCUCACUUGAGAGCAGAUGACAGCUGUAAUGUCCCGCUUCAAUUGAAAAAAUUUCUUGUUGCUAUGCAAAGUGAGGAGUCUGUUUCACAUCGAAAUUUCCUGCACUGUCUGGACAGAAACGGAGUUCAACUUGACACACAACAUGAUGCAGAUGAGGUUUUCCUGUUUAUCCUCAACUUAAUUCAAAAACAGAUGGAUGACACUAUUCUGGCUGAACAGAUCCAGGCUUUGUAUAAAAUAUCAAUGGAGACCUAUGUCCAGUGUGUGGACUGUGACUCAGUCCAAACCAAAGAAAACUACCUGCUGAGCCUGCCUCUACAUGUGAAAGAGUAUCACACAUCACUGGAGCAGUGUUUAACAUCAUUCUUUGAGGAACACAAACUCACAGGCAUAAACUGCUGCUUCUGUGUUCAAUGUGCAGUCAAGACCCCUACCAAACAAGUAUGUUUAAUAUACAACAGUAGCAUUUCAGCCACUGCAAAUGCAAAUCAGUAUAUUAUAUUUUAUUUUCAGGGUGUUCGGCUGCUCUCCUUGCCACCCAUAUUGUGCAUACAGCUUAAGCGUUACCGCAAUCAUGGCGGGUUUACACGUAAACUUAGUUAUGAGGUGACUUUUCCUGAAAUGCUUGACUUAUCAAGAGUACAUCAAGCUUUCUCCAAAGACUUCAGUCAGCCUCAAUGCCAGUACACUCUUUAUGCAGUAGUGGUGCAUUCAGGGUCUGCAAGUUGUGGUCACUACACAGCUUAUGUCCGUCAUAGAGACAUGAGCUGGUACUACGCUGAUGACAGCCACACUCGCCAGGUUUCAUGGGACAAGGUGCAGACAUCCUAUGGAGGAGAGCUCAGACAUACAGCAUACAUGUUGAUGUAUAGAAGAGAAGAAAGCAGCACAACUGGUAUAAAAUGCCACAAAGAGACAACCAAAUAGGAAACACAAGUACUCAUGUAUUGUCUUUAUGUAUUGUAAUUUAAUGACUGUUUGGCAACACUAAAUACAUUUGCGAUGGAGAACCAGUAGGUGGUGGUGAAGACUUAAAACAGGGCAACUCUUGGCUCUCAGACCACACACACGGAGAAUGAUUAUGGUUGGUUUAACAGACUGCUUAGUAGUUAAAUGUUCACUGUUUUGGGGGAAAUACCUGCAAUAAGACCCACUGUCUGUUAUGAUAAAAAUAAAGGAAUUGAAAUUGAA